Messenger RNA from Daktulosphaira vitifoliae (grape phylloxera), 1876 nucleotides. RefSeq lists its product as uncharacterized. Gene Ontology annotation, molecular function: kinesin binding. Gene Ontology annotation, cellular component: endosome membrane. The record is from RefSeq and is a predicted model, not a curated record. The transcript is spliced from 6 exons. The coding region runs from base 146 to 1669 and encodes 507 amino acids. Gene Ontology annotation, biological process: Golgi organization; positive regulation of membrane tubulation; lysosome localization. Lineage: Eukaryota; Metazoa; Arthropoda; Insecta; Hemiptera; Phylloxeridae.
UUUUUUCUUCAAUCUUAUCAAUUUCAAUUUUCAAAGAAUGCUAACAAAAAAUAUAUAGUAUUUUCUCAUUUUUUUGGUCUUUUUUUUUAAUUUUUAGUAAUUUCUAAAAGUUUUUUUAUUCGAAUAAAUAUUUAAUCAUGAUAAAAUGUCGGUUAAUUUAUCUGAUUCCGUCGUUUACUGUCGGUCCUACAAUAGACAAAUAUCUACAGCUGUCACGCCUAAACGUGUUUCAUUUUAUGAAGAUGUGAAGCCUAUUGAUGUACCUCUUGUUCAGGUCACAAUGGCGAAUCAUGGCGAAAGAGGAAAUCCAGAGGGUCAAGAAGAUCCACAUUCACGAGAAUUACUCUCUAAGAAAAAUCCAGUUUUAAAACUGAAAGAAAAAAGAAGAUCGUUGUACAUGAAUAAGUCCAUUGAUGAUAAUGCUCAACAGGUUAUUUCAAGCUUAAUUAAAUCAGAGGUAGAAAAGAAAGAAUGGUACUAUAGAUGGAAUAAACAUAUAAAUUUAGAAUCGAGUAAAAUUACUGAUAUCAUAAAGAGAGAUUUAUUUUUAUUGGCCAAUGAAUCUAUUUAUAAAGUAUAUAAAAUGUUGAGCAUUUGUGGAUCUCCUUUAUUAAUUAUUAUAACAAAUAUAAGAUUUUGUGUGUUAACCAAAAACAUUCAUACCAAACGUUUAGAGUUUAGCUAUAGCUCUCAUUUUAAAAAUUUAGAUGUAAUUAUUAUGGGACCUAAUGAACAAACUGCUAUAUUUAUCAGUGAAAAAUCUAAAAAAUUUACCCUUAUAACUGCAAUUGAUACACAAACUGCUACUGAAAUGAUUGGUAGUAUGGAAUAUUCUUUUAGAAAAAGUGGAUUUUAUGAACCAAAUAAAGCUUUCGUUGUUAUACAUGUCUAUCAUAAUGAAAAACUUUAUGAAACAAUUAAAAAUUGUGUAUCUUUGGCUAAGGAAGAUAUCUUUAAGUAUUACACAUGGUUAUGGUGCAUUAAAGAAACUGAAUCUAUAGUUUCCACACCACCAUACAUUGAAGAGUUUUUAAUGGUGAAAAAAAAUUCUCUAUGGAAUCCUAUGUUCGUAUGUUUGAGAAAUGAUAUUUUAUAUAUCUUUAAUGAUUCUUCAAAUGAUUUACCAAUUGAAACUAUACCAUUAAGAUUUGGUCGAUGCAAAAAUAUUAGACAAAUUAAUUGUGAUCGUCCAUACUCAAUUGAAAUUACAUUGGUAAAUUGUUCAAUUAUUUUUGCUACAGCAGAUUGUCAUCAAGAAGAAAAAUGGUUGAAUGCAUUAAACUAUAUUUUUUUUGAAAAAAAAAAAUUGAAGACUUUUACAACUUUACCUAAAGGACAUUGUUGCUUAUUGACUACCAAUCAUAUGAUUUUAUAUGAUUUCCCUCAUAGUAUCACAGAUCAUAAGCAGUUGAUAAACUUGGAUUCAAUUCAAUAUUCACCUUCACCUACACACUAUUAUAUUAUACUUGAAUGGGCUUGCUAUGAUGCAACAAAAGAAGAAAGUUGUAGCAAUUGGACUGUGCAUUUUACAUGUAAGACAAGCUGUGAUGAAUUUAUUUUAUGGUUGAAUAAAUUAAGACCUGACCUAACUUCACAAGAAUUAGUUGACCACCAGAUUGCUAAACGACAUUCAAAAUUAAAUGUUAUGUUACGAUGUUCAUUUGCUUAAAUAUUUUUAUUUUGUUAUUUUAUCUUCAUUUUUAUUUCUAUAUUUGUAUAUGAACAUAUAAAUGAAUAAUUGUUAGUUUCACUUUUCUUGUAGUUAAUAUUUAUAAAAAUUAUAUUUUUUACAAAAUAAUUUUUAGUUAUUAUAUGUUUGAAGAAUUUAUACAAAAAUUUAGUGUUUAAUACAUGGUGCUUAUUAAAUUUUAGUUUA